UCUGAAAUCGAGAUUAUCUGUCAACGGACGAAAUUUUGGUAAAGGUGUUCGAAUAACGGCUUGUACUUUGUUUUAAAAAAAAUGUAUAAAAAUUCAUCAUUCUGAGUUAAUUGCUUAAAGAAUGAAAUAUAAAUUUAGAGUCAUGUAGAUCACAACAUUUUCUGCAGUAUGAAAAGACAACAAAGUAUCUAGGUCGAAAGGUUUUAAGUUAGUCAACUGUCAGUGUUUUAAGAAAAUGAAUUUACUUCAACAAUUUUAUGUUAAAAAUCUAAUUUGAAGUGACGUACAUUGCGUUAUAUGAUUUAGUACAUCUAAAUUAUCAAAAAAAGAUUAGAAAUAUUUAUUUAUAUUAUAUUGCUUGAAAUGGCAGAAGAUAAUAUACAGACUCCAAAAACAGGAUACAGAUUUGAUUUUGACGAGAACAUUAACCCAUUUUGUAGCAAAAGUAAAUUAAGUCGCUCACCAACAUCAUCUAUAUGUUAUGAGGACAACCAAAAUAUAAUAUCAAGUUCUGUUACGCAAACUAGUUAUUCCAUUGAAGAAACGUCCAGUAAAGCAAUGGCCUCUUUUACUACCACUAAACGAAAACAAGAAAGUAUUAGUUCAUUCUGUAAUCAGUCUAAUAGUUUUGAUAAAAUACAAGACUGUAAAGUAUUUUCAGUGUCACACAAUGAACAUAGUGAUGAAAAGACUACAGAUAUGUCCAUACCUGAAAAUUAUAAAAUUAUUACUGAUUGUUCACAUGUGGAAAAUGGAAUGAAUAUACCUAACAAUAUGGUUAUUGAGAAACAUAUUCAUUCUGUUGUUCACAGAAGAUCAUCCUUAAGUGAUGAUAUUAAAGUGGAGGAUUUAGAGGGAACAACAUCCACAGAAAACGACAAAGAAAAAUUAUUAGAUUUUAAAGAUUUGGGAGAUAUUUCAUCUGGCAACUUAGGAUCUGUGUCUAAUCAAAGUGAAGCUGGUCCGGAUGUUGCACAGUUUACUGAAGAGGAAUUCAGAUCUGCUGCAGAAUUUUUCAAAGAUCCCUCUGCAUUUGAAUUUCUUCAAAAAGCAGGAAAUAGUACUGUAAGUUUUAUUUAACACUAUAAUUCUGUGAUGUGUUUUGUUAUAAAUAGUAUUAUUAAUAUGUUAGGUGUUCUAAUAGAAUUUUCCAGAAAUCCCAUGUAAUAAAUUUUUAAGAAAUGUCAGUGUUUAUAGCAU
This is a messenger RNA of Centruroides sculpturatus (bark scorpion), 1200 nucleotides long. RefSeq lists its product as uncharacterized. Lineage: Eukaryota; Metazoa; Arthropoda; Arachnida; Scorpiones; Buthidae. The record is from RefSeq and is a predicted model, not a curated record. The transcript is spliced from 5 exons. Bases 364 to 1080 code for a protein of 238 amino acids.